Messenger RNA from Hippoglossus stenolepis (Pacific halibut), 1206 nucleotides. Its product is annotated as gelsolin-related protein of 125 kDa-like. NCBI's taxonomy places the organism in Eukaryota, Metazoa, Chordata, Actinopteri, Pleuronectiformes, Pleuronectidae. The record is from RefSeq and is a predicted model, not a curated record. The transcript is spliced from 2 exons. Bases 1 to 1158 code for a protein of 385 amino acids.
AUGACAGCAGGUUCUCUGGUGAUCAUCCUGUUAACAAACAAAGAUGUCAAAUGGUCUGAACUCCUUUAUCUGUCCUCCAUGAAUCAGUGUGAGGGGGGGGGGGCAGGCAGUGUCACAGGUGACUGGACGAAACAGAGAGAGACGGAGGGGAAACCAGAAGAAGAAGAAGAAGAAGAAGAAGAAGAAGAAGAAGAAGAAGAAGAAGAAGAAGAAGAAGAACAGAAGGUGACUGAUGGAGAAGAUACUGGGUUUAACCCCAGCUGGUGCAAACAGAUGAUGAUGAUGUGCUCAACACAACCAGCAGGGGGCUCUCUCCAGACUCAGGCUCAGGGUGGCGUCCAGGUGGCGUCUGACCGUCAUACCACCUCUGACCUCCAGGCGUCAUCUGACCUUCAUACCACCUCUGACCUCCAGGCGUCUUCUGACCUUCAUACCACCUCUGACCUCCAGGUGGCAUCUGACCUUCAUACCACCUCUGACCUCCAGGCGUCUUCUGACCUUCAUACCACCUCUGACCUCCAGGUCCAGCCCCCACGUCCACAGAGCCGGGACGAGUCUCAGCUCCUGUGUGACCAUCAGCUGCUCCCUCUCUCCUCUCAGUCUCCAGGUUGUCCUCUCCUGCCUCCUGCUGAUGAAUCACAGUCACAUGAGACGCUCGCUGAGUUUCACAGAGCUUUGAUAACUUUUCCCCCCGAGCAGCGGAGAGCAGGAGAAGCUGGAUUCGUGGAGGAGGGCGAUGAGAAGGUGUCAGGGUGUGGACCUGAGACUGAGGGUGAAGGUUUCUGCCUGAAGGAGGGAAGUUUAAAUCUUAGACAUGUAUUGUCCCGAUCAGCAGAGGAGACGAGUUCAGGGAAGCUGGGAGAUGGAAGGACGGAGGACACAGAGCAGAGUGGAGGAGAUACCUCAGGUCUGAAAGAGGCUUCACAGCUGAAAGAAAAGAGGCUGAGUCCUUCUGAAGCUGAGAGGAUGGGAACAGGAGGCGUCUGGUCGGGUGACAGAUGUGAGGAGCUGAGGGACGAUGUGGAGACCAGGGAGGAAAAGUCUGAGGAGAGGACAAGAAGAACGAUGGAGGAAGACCCAGGUCAGUGUCGUCUGGUUUCACUGUCACCAUGGUUACCAUCACCGACCAGGCUGUCACACUCUUCACCUGCCUGCUGACGUGGCUGCACCUCCACUCUCCUCCUCUCCUCCUCUCCUCCUCUUCUC